This is a messenger RNA of Photinus pyralis (common eastern firefly), 672 nucleotides long. Its product is annotated as sodium-coupled monocarboxylate transporter 2-like. The record is from RefSeq and is a predicted model, not a curated record. The transcript is spliced from 3 exons. Gene Ontology annotation, cellular component: membrane. Gene Ontology annotation, biological process: sodium ion transport; transmembrane transport. NCBI's taxonomy places the organism in Eukaryota, Metazoa, Arthropoda, Insecta, Coleoptera, Lampyridae. The coding region runs from base 1 to 672 and encodes 223 amino acids. Gene Ontology annotation, molecular function: symporter activity.
AUGCCGUUCGAAAUAAUCGAUCAUGUUGUUUUCUACGGAUCGAUGGCUUUCAGCUUGGGUAUCGGGGUGUACUUCGGUUUUUGGAAGAAAUCCCACACCUCCGAUGGUUACCUCUUGGCCAAUCGACAGAUGAAGGUUAUACCCAUAACGAUCUCAAUGGUUGCGAGCUCAAUUUCAGGGAUAACGUUGCUUGGAUACAGUGGCGAGGUUUACGUGUAUGGAGCCAACAUUGUAUGGAUGUGUCUCAGCUGUGUGGUGGCGAGCGUUAUUGGGGGAUGCAUGUUCGUACCAGUUCUGACCAAAUUAAAGUCUCCAAACGUUUUUAAAUAUUUCGAGUUAAGGUUUGAUAGAAGAACUAAGAUACUGGCGUCCUGUGCGUACACAUUGUACGUUUUGUUCUUUAGUUCAGUUGUGGCAUACGCACCGGCAAUUGCAUUUUCCCAAGUAACUGCUGUGCACCCACAAAUUGUGGCGUCCCUUGUUUGCGUUGUUUGUGUGUUCUACACGAGCGUUGGGGGAUUUAGAGCAGUGGUGUGGACUGAUGUGUUUCAGUUUUUUGGAAUAAUCGCGGGUGUUAUCGUCGUAGCCGUGCUGGGAAUAGCCUCCGUAGGCGGUGUGGGAGCUGUCAUAGAAAAAGCAUCAAACGGACAUAGACUGAAUUUUAAGUAUUAA